This is a messenger RNA of Penicillium olsonii, 7575 nucleotides long. The record is from the annotation of a GenBank genome assembly. Lineage: Eukaryota; Fungi; Ascomycota; Eurotiomycetes; Eurotiales; Aspergillaceae.
AUGUCCGCCGAAGAAAUGAACACGAAGCUGCCACAAGGCGAGCAGAACGAAAGCCUCGGAUUUGCUAAGAGACUAAGCAAGAAACUGUCAAUGAGCCACGGAAACAAAGAAGGCUCUUCCCAGGGAGGAAAGGCCAACGAGAUCCUCAACAGAAGCUCAUCCAUUCGGGACGAAGUCAACCAAGGAAACUUCAACGGUGCCAAGGAGAUCAUUACCAAAGGCCAAUCAACCAAGGAAUCAGUCAGCCAAGGUGAUUUCGCUGGAGCAUCAGGCAGCGCGGGAAGAAUCACCAAAGAUGCCACCAACCAGGAGAACGCCCAAGAUGCCCAGCAAGUUGGCAAGGGCGGAAUCGGACAAGACAACACUGGCAAGACUCCCACAGGUGACUCGAAUCUCGAGCAGAGAGACACCCAGACUGGCCAGUCAGACACCGCAAAUCCGAAGCAAGACGACAGCGGCAGAAAAUCCGAGACCCAAGAAGAAAAAAAGGAAAAAUCACCCAAAGAAACACCGGACGCCCAAGGCGAUGAAGCCCAAAAGUCGGAAAAGACAGAAAAGAAGGAUCGCAGGGGCAGCGUGGCAGCUGGUGUCCUCGAGCCCAACUACGACAUCCGAAAAGGACCCAUCACUGUUCCCGGCACUUUCCAAGAGAAGAACUACCACAGCAAGGAUGGAAAAGAAACUAUCAUGCCAAGAGGAGCCAACAGUAAAUCUCUCUCGGAGGAGGCAACGGACGAAAGCAAAAAUGCCAAUGCCAAUGCCAGCCAAGCGAACGCUGAACAGCGAGACUUUUCCAAAUCCGAGUCCGGCAAAGCGGAAGAUGCUACUCCGAGCCAAGCAAAGUCCGGAGCUGCCAUUGCCGGCGGAGACUACAGCGACAGCUUUAUCAAGAACGAGCUCAAUGAUCAGAGGAACAUUGGCCCAGAUGUUUUUGACGACGGCACUGGCGGCAAAGACGCUUCCAAGAUGUCAGCAGGUCAAGAUGCUUCAGGCAAAUACCACCUUGACAAGGCACAUCUUGACAGGCAGGGUUCCCUGACAUCGCAAGAAGCCGGCAAAGGCGCCGCCGCCGCCGCCGCUAUCACAGGUGGAGGCUAUGCAGCUAGCAAAGGGGUUACCAGCAAGGGAUCUACCACUCGAAACUUGACGACCAAACAAGCAUCGACCACUGGGUCUGGUGCUGUGGCAAGUCAAGACCCGGCAUCGAUUAGCCCGAAGAGUGGAGCUGUUGCUGCUGGUGCAUAUGGUAACACAGCCAGACCAAACUUUGCAACCAAGCACAAAUCCUACGCCGAAGCAGCUAGCAGCCAAAGCAGUCUUUCGGAUAACGCCAAGCCCACUGGUGGAGGCAUUCGAGAAGCUGCUCCCUAUGCAGGAGGCAUUCGACAAGCUGAUCCCGCCGCUCCCUCUGGUGGAGGCAUUCGAGAAGCUGCUACCUCUGGCGGAGGCAUUCGAGAAGCUGCUCCCUAUGGCGGAGGCAUUCGACAAGUCGAUGCCUCUGGUGCCACCAGCAAAGGUGGCUUCAGUGGUGGCGUGGCUGGUCUCGGGAACACCCAGUCCCGAGGCUCGAAGUCCACCGUCGUCGAAGGCGUAACCACCAAGCGCACUGUCAGACAGCUCAGUACUGGUGGUUACAAACUCACUGUUCUACAAGAGAAGGUCCAGGCUGUUUCUCACAAGUGCAAAACUCAACUUGGCUUAUCUUCGAGUGAGAUUAGCAAGCGUAGCACUAAUGUCGAUGCUUUCUUCGAUGCUGUCGCCGUUGAGCGUCUCCGUUGGAUGCCUCGGGAUGGAAGCAGACUCGAUUGCAGUCUCCGCUGGGCUUCUAGACUGGCAUAUGCUGUUGACGCCCUGCGGGAAUCUGUCGGAGCCUUUGCACCUGCUGCAAACGAGGCUGCGACCCUCAUCUGGGGAUUCACUAUCCUUUUACUUGAGUCUGACCUUGACAACACUGAUGUGUUUGAGAGUGUCUUUGGACGUUAUGGUCGUGUCGCCGUUGGCGUCUACCUGCUCCUGCAGUAUGAGACCGCCUACAAAUCUUCCCCAGAGCUUCAGCCCGAAGUCGCAGCUGUCUUUGCAGACCUGCUUGAGAUGGUUUGCAGCACCACCAUAAGCUGUGUCGAUGGGUUAAAGAGCAAGGAAUCUGAUCAGGUCAUCGGCCGCAACGUGGAUUCUGCCUUUGUGACCUACGCCAAGCGCUUCUCAACCCACUGGAACAUCAUCGUUGAUGCUCACACAUCCAAGAUUGUGGAAGGUAGCUCAUUGAUCUAUUCAUCGCCCGAACUUGGCAGCCUGCGUCAGUUCCUCGGCGUACAAGACCGCCCUUUGCAAUUCAUCCUGGACUCGCGUGCCCACUCAAUUGCCGAGGGAUCGUUUGAGUGGUUCAAUAACACACUCUACGACUUCACGGUUUCGAGUUCUCCUGCGAUGGUGAUUGCGGGUGGUCCUGGAUCUGGAAAGAGUGCAUUGGCUCAAUGGACCGUGGAGAGAUUGCAAGAGUCGGCAGAGCAUGACAGUUGGAACGUGGUUCCAUACACCAUUCGCGCCGAUAUCCCUGUUGCGACAUUGCCCCUGCGCAUCCUGAAGGGUGUUUUGCACCAGAUGUUGGAUCACUCCGUGAGCGACAAGAUUACCCAAGAGGCAGUCCUGGUCGAAGUUGCUCAGGCAGCUCAGGCAGCUAUUGAUGGAGCCGGAGAUGACUCAGUCGAAGAAUCUUUGUGGAAGGGUAUCCAAGCUGGUCUUUCUGCGAACAUCCAGUACAUGUUCGUGGUUGAUGGAAUCGACCAGAUCAAAGGUGGAGAUGCCGAAGCUACGGCAUGCCUGGACCACUUCUGCGAUCUUCUGUCACACCAGAACGCUGGAUCUAAGAUGAUUGCCUUCACCAGACCUCUCAGCACGAGACCUCAUUCGAAGGGUAUCCAGCAAUUUACUAUCCAGCCUUCGCAAACCAAGACAGAUCUCACAUCAUAUGUCAGCAAAAUGCUGUCGUAUAGUGCGAACUUCGAUACCCAGAAGAGCAAUCAGUUCAAGGCUGCCGUGUCUGCCAUUGUUGGACGGUCACAGGGCUCAUUCAGCUGGGCAGAAAUGGCAAUUGCAUAUGCGAAGCAACAGAAGACUCUAAACCAGGCUGUUUCCUCUGUGCAGAGCUUGCCACAGACCAUGCCAGAGCUACUUGACUUCCACUCAAAGCACAUUGAUCUCAGCCAGCAGGGCACAAUCAACGUUGUUUCCUGGCUCGCUGCAGCCGAGAGACCUCUACUCGUGGAAGAGGUUGAGCACUUGCUGAAUGUGAUCCCCUCAAGCCCCAGCUACAUUUCUAAGCGCCCGCAGGAAAGCUUCGAGAUUCUGAAUGCGCUCAGUCCUUUGGUCAUGACUCGCGACGGUGUCGUAUCAUUUGCACACACAUGCAUCCGUGAUCAUGUCAUCAAACAGGCUAAGUCAAAUGGAGGACAGUCAGAGCUCAGCCUCAAGGAUGCGCAUUACGAUCUUCUCUCUAGAUCACUCUCCUGCGUGCAGUUGAGUAUGAGUGAAGAGGUUGAUGUCUCCCUCGAUAAACUGAGCAUGGAGGAGCGCAACCAACUUUUCGACAAGUAUGUCGUGUUGGAAUAUACCGCGCGCUACUGGUUGUCACACCUUCUGUCUUCUCCUCUCGUUACCGAUGACGGGGAAUUCCACUUUACCUCGGACUUCAAGAAGCUCAUGCCCGCAACAGUCCUGUUCGCGCGUCUGGAGCUGACUUGUCGCGAGUCUCAGUUCACUCGGUCCAGUGUGGUAGAGCUCUAUCGACUUGCAAGUGACAUUCGGCGAGUGGUGCUCGGCGAAAAGUCUAUGGCGUUAUUAGAGAGCCUUGUUCUCAGUGCACGGGUUUCCAAAUUGGCCCACGCAAGUCACGCCGACGAGCAUUGUUAUGAAGCGUGGAAGAUGAGCCAAGAGCUUCUCGGCCAGUCCCACACCAUCACUCUGACCUGUGCUGAGAUGAUGACUGAGUCAUUUGCCGAACGAGGAUCAAUGACAUCGCAGCAAGAGGACAUCAUGAAGUAUCUGAUUUUGACUGACUCUGAUAUCACCGGAGUCGAGUUCAACCAGCGCCUGAAGUACCUUGGAAUGAUCGUUGGCAUGUACAAGUCCCGUGGCGACAACAAAUCUGCCCUCUUCAUCUCGAAGCACUUCUACCAGCAAAUUCUUCAGAAGUACGGAACCAACUCGCACCAGUCAUCGGAGACUGCAGACUUCUUGACCGGUCAAUUCUCCACAACUGGAAGCGACGAAAUGAGCCGUGAUAUUGCGAGAACCAAGUAUGAUAAUGUGGUUCGCACCAUGGAGGUUACAGACGAUCGCCGCAUCAGUUACACUCUUUACAUGGCAGAGAUGUACGAGAAGCAGGGUGAUAAGGUUCAUGCCCAGGCUGUACUUUCCAGCCUCUGGGCUGGUCUCAACUCACGAGACAUUGAUUCCGUCGAUAUGAUGGAUAAAAAGUCCAAUGUUGCACUUGUUUACUACCAGUUCCUGCGCCGACAGGGCCGAAAUGACGAGGCCGAAGUGAUCAUCCGGGAAUUGGUUGCUGAUCUCGAGGUGACCGGUAUCCAUUCCUCGGAAAUGAUGCAGCGCGUGUCACUCCUCAAGUCAGAGACUCGUGAGAUGCACAUGUAUAGUCUGGAUCGUUCCUUGUCCGUCCUCAUGUGGCGUUACUAUAAGGAGACCCACCAGGAGUACUCCGAGGAGGCGACUGCCCUUGCGCUUUCCAUCGCUCAGAGCAUGGCAAAUGCGGUCUCAAUUGAGGACGCUUCGUCCCUUACCUUGCGCGAUCGCAAGCUGCUGGUCGAGCUAUUGGACGUGAUCUCAGCUAGCUCGAACAACCUCACAGUCACGACAUUGAUCAUGUGCCACAACCUCUCUAGCAUCUACGUCCGCGAGGGAGACUUUAUACAAGCCAGUGAAUGCACAAUGGCUGUUAUGCAGCAUAUCUGGCCGACUGUGGAACAAGCCAAGUCCUACAAGGAGUUCUCGCAUGAGCUUGCACCUCCCGCGGCAGAUCUUGCUCUGGUCCUGGCAUACUGCUACUUCCGCAGGCUGCAUCUGGAGCAGGCCACGAUUGUGUACCAAAAUGCCUUUGGAUCUCUGAUUGCUUCCGACAGAGUCCCCGUUCCAUCUGUGCUGGCUGUCGCCAAGGCCGUGGUUGGAUUCUACGAGACGUCCUAUCAGUUCAACAAGGCGCUCACUCUGUUGCACACAGUCAGCAACUUCCUGUCUUCUCGGAUUGGUGAAUCCCACAAGCAUACCAUCGACAACAUGUAUCUUGAAGCUGCUCUAGCGACUCGCCUUGAGAUGCCUGGUGAGGCCAAGAGCGUGUACCAGAGAAUCUUCAAGGCUACUUCGCAGGAGAAGACCAUCGCCCCCGAGGGUAUCGAGGCCGCAAUCGCGCUUGUGGCUCUGUACGAGUCGGAGAUGCAGUGGGACUCUGCCCUGGAAGUUUACCGAGCUCUUUGGCCAACUUUGGUUGUCGAGGACAACAAGGAGGAGUCAUACGAUCACACUCUCUUGGACCGAAUGCUCGAAAAGACUUACAUGGGAUACAUGUCUAUCUUGACGACCAAGAGAACCUCUGGAUUUACAGAGCGGUGGCAGGUCGCCUCCGACUAUGUCAUGACUUGUCGCCAUGUGCAUGGUGAGACUAGCCAGAAGACGCUGAACGCCACUCUGCUCUUCGCCGAGCUAUGCGAGUCCAGCGAUCUGUACAUGGACCAAGCAAUCAACCUGUACAAACUUCCUCUUCAGACCAGCGAGUGGGUUGCUACCCCAGAGGCUUCGAAGGGUCUAGAUCAAAUGACCGCUCCCUUGCCCAUUACACUCAAGCAUAAGCUCGCUCAGCUGUUUGUUCGGAAGCAUGACUCAACCAGCGAGGCCCGCUCCCUAUAUACAGAGGAGUUCCAGUUAGCCAAGAAGACCCAAGGAUACUUCUCGACCACCACGCUUUCUUGGCUGCGGGAGCUUGCUCUUGCGCAUUCACGACAGAGUACCCCUACAUCUGUGCAGCAAGGGAAUGCCAUCUUGCAUACCUUCUCUACAGAUGUGCUGCAUGCCGGUGGCGACUCUGAUCAGGUAGGCGAUUGGGCACGCAGAAUUGCAACCAUCUAUCUCGAAUGCGGAUUCAUCGAGGGGGGCAACAACGUGCUCGACGAGCUCCGCCAACGCGUGAUCUAUAGCUCUGAAGCUUCAGCCAUGACUCUAGGUGAGCGUCGCGACGCUGUGUUCGUGGCUGCCUUUGAGGAAGUGUUCGGAAAGCGUGCCAGCUACGACCAAAUCAUGAAAGAGAUGGCUCGUGAGAUGGGUACCUACCAAACAUUCUCUAAGAACCUCUCUGGCCACGACUUCGUGCCUACCUUGAUCUCUGGCCAUGUGUUGUACACUCUCCAGCACGAUCAGAAGCGAACCCGCGCUGCAAAUGACACCAAGGAUAAGUUGUACGAUUACUUCUGCUCCAACCUGUCUGCCACCAGUGUGAGCGACAAGGGAAUUGUACAGCAGUUCUACCAGAUCUGUCUACGCGAAAUCCACCACGAGAACUACACCACCAGCAUUCUCAAUACGUCUACAAACCUCGUUCGCGAACUGUGCAACUCGUCCCGGUUCCAGGAAGCCGCUAUUCUGACGGGUGUGCUGCACUCGUUCCUGCACCUGACCGAUGGCUUGAACAACUAUGAGAACAUCAAGACCGCCACGCAGAUCUGUCUGUACUUGAGCGGUCACAAGGCAACCAAAUGUACAGAUGAAGAGACUUACAGUGGCAUGUCAGUGAAGUCAAAGCUACUCUUGCAAGACAUCAUGACAGCAUCCAAGUCCAUCGGCAUCGAGAUGGUUGACAUGCCCUUCAGCGACCUGAACAACAUCAUAACCCUUCUAGGCGAAUACGAAAUGUUCGACGACCUGGAAGCCAUCCUAACCCAGCUCUGGACCUCCCGCAUCGUCCAACGCACCUGGACCCCAGACGUAGUCGUGUGGAUUGGCCGACGCCUAGUCGAAACCCGCUUCUGCCGCGGCCACAUCGACUCUUCCAUCCAGCUCUGCCGCGACAUCUGCUACAAUCUGCGACAGGUCUGGGGAAGCUGCGAUCCUGUGACUUUGGAAAUGACCAAGCUGCUCUCCGGUCUCUUCACUGCUUCCGAAAACCACCAGUCAGCGGCAACCUUGCAUGAAGGCAUCCUGUAUGAUCUGCUCGGCGAUUCUGAUGCGAAGACCCAUGAGAAUGGCGCCGAUACUGCUUCGCAGCACAUGGAACUGCUGCGUCGGGCGCAGGGCCGACUGGGCGGCCAGACCUCGAAGAGGGCUUCGGCGCAUGCCGGAUUGUUCCAGUCGCUUACCGAUCGCUUUGGAUUGCAAUCUGAGCAGAGUCAGAGUGUUGGAGAGGCCAAUGGCGGUGACCAGUUUGGUAUCUGGUCUAAGCCUCGACGAUUCAGUAUCGAUGUCGAAGACAUGGAGAAGGAGGGAUUGACUCAUCAUAAUCAUCUGCGUGGGUCGAGUGGAGCUGGCCUCUAUGGAAAUGGUGCUCCGAGACGUAUUUCGGUGCAGGCUCUGUGA